CGAUGAACGAACGAUCUCUUCAGAGGAGAAAGCCAAUCCCGAUGGAGUAUUUUGAAGAUCCGAUUUGUAGAGACGUUCCGACUUUUGUUUCCUCUUUUGUUGACUCCUUCGUCGACUUCUCCGUCAGCGGGGGUCUCUUCUUACCGCCGGCGAGUCCUCCUCCAGCUUCACAGAAUGCGCCGGCGAACCCAUCGUCCUCGCAGCUGCAUACCUGGUUAUCUUCUCCGGAGCGCCUAAUUGCUGUUGGAGACCUUCAUGGCGAUCUUUCAAAGUCCAAGGAAGCGCUGAGACUUGCUGGAUUGAUUGAUGGCUCUGGAAGAUGGAUUGGUGGGUCCGCCACCGUGGUCCAGAUCGGUGAUGUGCUUGACCGCGGCGGCGAUGAGCUUAAGAUUUUGUAUUUUCUCGAGAAGCUUAAGCGAGAAGCAGCCAAGGAUGGUGGAAUGAUCAUCACCAUGAAUGGAAACCAUGAAAUCAUGAACGUUGAAGGUGAUUUUAGGUACGUGACCAAGGAAGGGUUGGAAGAAUUUAGGGCUUGGGGAGACUGGUUCUCCGUUGGGAACAAAAUGAAGGCUCUUUGCGUUGGGUUAGAAACACCUAAAGAUCCAUUCCAAGGACUGCCUACGGCUUUCCGUGGUGUUAAGGAAGAGUUUCAUCCUGGAUUUCGUGCUAGAAUCGCCGCUCUCCAUCCCAACGGUCCGAUUUCAAGCCGUUUCCUGUCGCAGAACACGACCGUACUCGUCGUCGGAGAAUCGGUGUUCGUUCACGGUGGCCUUUUGCCGGGACACGUGUCAUAUGGGUUGCAACGGAUUAAUGAAGAGGUGAGAGAUUGGAUUAAAGGAUUGUCAGGCAAAUUCGCUCCGGACUAUUGUCGUCGUAGCAACGCCGUUGUUUGGCUGAGAAAAUUUUCCGAUGAAUCUGCGACGAAUUGCGACUGUUCUUUGCUAAAGCAUGUUCUGGAUACGAUUCCCGGAGCGAAGAGGAUGAUAAUGGGCCACACAAUUCAGAUGGCCGGAAUCAAUGGCGUCUGUAAUAACCAAGCAAUUCGAAUUGAUGUUGGUAUGUCGAAGGGCUGUGCUGAUGGCUUUCCUGAAGUUUUGGAGUUCAUUGGGAAUUCUCCGCCGCGUAUAUUGACAUCAAAUCCUUAUAUGAAACAGUAUACAAACUCUCUAAAUGUUGAUACUAAGGAUGGGCUGGGUCUGUUGCUUCAUGAACAUGGACAAAAACAAGUGGAGGUUAAGGCUUAGAAUUUGCAAGAAUUGAUUCUGGGUCUGACAUCAGAAAGACGUUGAGUAACUUGCAACGCUUCGAGAUGCUGAAGUAUUUGCUUUAUGCUCGGACGAUUUCUUGGAAAGAAUUCUAUACUGUGCAUUCCCAGCUCCGUGAGUUUGAUCCCCUCUUCCGUGCUGUAACCCCAGUCUUUUUGCAAGCUUUCAUGAACAAGUGAAACAUUUGGUCUAUAUUCAUUCUUUGCCCAAAUGCUCACUGAGCUGUUUACAACUUCUUGAUGAUUUUGUUUUCCCAAACUCUGAGGCUCAACAUCUCUUUUGGCUAUAAGUCCCAGCAGAAUUUCCCCCAAGGAAUAUACAUCAGAGCUCACUUUUCCUUCA
Molecule: messenger RNA, 1607 nt
Organism: Cucumis melo (muskmelon)
Lineage: Eukaryota; Viridiplantae; Streptophyta; Magnoliopsida; Cucurbitales; Cucurbitaceae
Product: shewanella-like protein phosphatase 2
Exons: 2
Coding region: 3-1244 (413 amino acids)
Molecular function (GO): hydrolase activity
Source: RefSeq, a predicted model, not a curated record